AAACUCUUAUAAUUGUGAGAUUAAUGCUUUUGAAAUAUUCACAACAAAAUAUUAAUUUUAGAAUUAGUCCACGAAGAGUGUUUUAACAUUAUAAAAGGGCAUAAACUUAAGCUAGAGAACACAUCAAAAUAUUGUGGAAUAUUGUGGUCUGAGGGAAUCAUGGGAGGCUUUUACGUUUAUAUCGGUUUCAGUGUUUAUGUAAUUGUUUCAUUUCUUGUUAAUGCAUAUUCAAAACCAGAAGAUGCUACAAAAUCUGUUCAUAUUGUGUACAUGGGAGCAACACAUUCGUCAAACGGUGUUCGAAGAACAGAUCACGUCGAUCUUCUGCAAACACUCGAAAAAAGGAGCUUUGGUUGUGUUUUACGUACCUACAACAAGAGUUUUCUAGGAUUCACAGCACUUUUAUCAAACGAAGAAGCGAAAUCAAUGGAAGAAAAUCGUGGAGUGGUGUCUGUUUUUCCAGACUCAGGUUUACAACUCCACACGACUCAUUCUUGGGAUUUUUUGUGGAAGCAAGAUGCUUCAAGAAUUAUCAAUAAAACAUUAUCCCCUCCUUCUUAUACAUCAAAUUUUUCAUCCGAAAAUGACGACACUAUCAUUGGGAUCAUAGAUACAGGAAUUUGGCCUGAAGCUCCUAGUUUCCGGGCCACUCCAAGUAUGCGUCGAAUCCCAAAGCGUUGGAAAGGAGGUUGCAUGGGGGGACCAAAUUUUACUUGCAACGGGAAAGUGAUUGGAGCAAGGUACUAUGAGAAUGAAUACACUCCAGGCGAUCUCACAUCAGCUAGGGACGAGUGGGGGCAUGGAACACACACUGCAUCAACUGCGGCCGGUAUGCCUGUCGGUGGAGCAUCGUACUAUGGGUUGGCCGAGGGGACCGCAAGAGGGGGAUCCCCAAGUGCAAGAAUCGCAAUGUAUCGUGUUUGCGGAGCUAAUAAUUGUACGAUAUCAGCAUUACUCAAAGCAAUUGACGAUGCAAUUGAUGAUGGGGUCGAUGUGUUAUCCAUGUCGUUAGGCAUGCCUGAAGAAAAUUUUCUCGCUAAUCCAAUCGUUCUUGGAGCCUUCCAUGCUGCGCUUAAAGGUAUCACCGUUGUGUGCUCCGCGGGGAACGACGGCCCUUCUCGUAAGACGGUUGAAAAUUUUGCCCCUUGGAUACUAACUGUUGGUGCAACCACUAUCGACCGCGAUUUCGAGGCCGAUAUUAUAUUGGAUGGGAGAACAAAGAUUAAGGGUGGAGGCAUAAACUUUUCCGGCCUCAGUAAAACUGCCAUUUAUCCUUUAAUUUAUGGAGCAAGCGCAGCUUCCAACCGCCAUAAUCGAUACAAUGCAAGCCAUUGUUUCCCAGGUUCACUAGAUCACCGCAAAGUGAAUGGAAAAAUACUUUUAUGCGAAAAUGAUGAUGACGACUAUGGAUCAACAGAAAAGUUCGAGUCACUAAAGACACAAGGGGGCGUUGGUAUUAUAGUGAUUGGUGACUUUCAACGCCGAGUGCCGUUUUCUUAUGGAACUUAUGCAAUUGCCACUGUGAGCAAAGAAGAUGGAGCUCAAAUACGAACUUAUAUAAACUCAAACAGGAAAGCACUGGCAACAAUUUUACCAACUGCAACGAUCCUGAAUACCAAGCCAGCACCUGUUGUUAUAUUCUUUUCUUCAAGAGGCCCACCACAUGGCAUUAACAAUCUUAUCAAGGGCAACCUCCAAGGUCGCCUAGGCGUGAUUAAAACUUGGCUACCAUCUAGCUCGCCUAGUCGAUUAUUGUUGGUCCUUUUGUAUCCUGAUGUUGUCGCACCUGGUGUUGGCAUCCUCGCAGCAUGGCCACCAUUAGAUGAUUAUCAAAAGAUCAACGGUACAAAUCCACCCGGCUUCGCUAUAGAUUCAGGCACAUCAAUGUCUUGCCCGCAUGUUUCCGGGCUCGCCGCACUUGUCAGAUCUCGAUAUCCCAAAUGGGGUCCCUCGGCUAUUAGAUCGGCGAUAAUGACAACAGCAAUUCCAACCAACAAUCUACAAGGCCCAAUUACAACAGAUGACGGAAUAAUAGCUACUCCUUACGAUAUUGGUUCAGGGGAAAUAAGCCUCACAGCCUCACUACAGCCAGGGCUCGUGUACGAGACAGACACCGCCGAUUAUAUCCAAUUCCUUUGCAACAUGGGAUACAACACGUCUACAAUUCAAACCAUGGCGUCGAAUUAUAUUCCUCACGACUUUUCUUGUCCUUGUGAUUCGCAUCCUGGUUUGAUCUCCAAUAUGAACUAUCCUUCAAUAGCCGUGUCCGGAUUGAAAGCAGGUGGAAAACCAAAGACGGUGCAAAGAACAGUAACAAAUGUUGGCGAACCAAACUCCAUCUACACCGUAUCCAUUGAGGCUCCACGUGGUUUGGAAGUUGAAGUAGAGCCAAAAGAACUACAGUUCACCAAAAAUAACAAACAAAGUUUUCAAGUGACAUUUAAGAUCAAUACAUCGUUCACUGGUGAAAAACAGUUGUUUGGUUCACUCACAUGGGUAAGUUCAAAGCACAAAGUUCGGAGCCCAUUUGCUGUGAGCAAUUAAGGAAAGAAGUUGACGGACUAGAUGACUUGUGACAUCACUAUCUUACUGUUGAUCAGAAUAAAAGAUAGCCAAGGCUUACAAAUAAAAAGCAUAUAUUUGCUUGUAAUAGCUUGUUAAAAUAAAUAAAAUAGAUGAGUUAUGAAAUGUGAUGAAUAAAAGUAAUGAUUUUUAUAAAUGAUGACUCUCUGCUCUGAUUAGCUUGUCCUUAAGUGCCUUUUAUAACUGUUGACAAAAAUAUUGUGUUCAGACGCGCUUGAGACUUUAUUGAUUUUCUUAGUACAAACUCUCAUGUGUCAAAUGUACUUGUUGGAUUAAUUGAUAUGUAGUUAU
Molecule: messenger RNA, 2874 nt
Organism: Striga asiatica
Lineage: Eukaryota; Viridiplantae; Streptophyta; Magnoliopsida; Lamiales; Orobanchaceae
Source: the annotation of a GenBank genome assembly